CUCCUGUUUCAUUCAGCCGCAUCGACACUAGAAAAACAAUCAUUCGUGGUGCCACUAUGGAGGAUACAGGACAGGAAAUCUGUCGGGUGUGUCGCACGGAAGCAGCAGCCGAUCGGCCUUUAUAUCAUCCUUGUAUCUGCACAGGCUCCAUCAAAUUCAUUCACCAGGAGUGUCUUGUACAAUGGCUUCGGUACUCGAAGAAGGACUACUGCGAGCUCUGCAAUCACCAUUUCUCAUUUAUGCCAAUCUAUUCCGCAGAUAUGCCAAAGCGGCUGCCAACGCGAGACAUUGUUCACGGUCUUCUCGCUUCAGUCGGAGCCGCGCUAAAAUGUUGGCUUCAUUAUACACUGGUAUGGAUUGCAUGGCUGCUGAUCGUGCCGUUGAUAGCGGCUCGCAUUUACAAAUGUCUCUUCGCUAUGUCGUUUUCAUCCCUUCUGUCGUUACCACUCGACAUUAUGUCGACCGAGAACGUAAUGCAUGAUGGAAUGUGCGGUUUCGUCAUCGUCAUAUCGACGCUGUGCUUCUUUAUAGCCAUUGUGUGGCUGCGCGAACAGAUCGUUCAUGGCGGAGCCCCGGAAUGGCUUGAGCCUCCGUUACCACCCCGAAGAAACCCUGAAAAUGGGGGCGGAGGUGGGGAAGCUAGGGAACCUCAGGAUUUCUACCUGUACACAGAUGAAGAAGAGGCAGGAGAGGAAGACGACGACGAUGGUAAUGAAGAUCAACGAAUGAUUGAGGAGAAUGGCAACGAUAUCGCGGCGGUACAGAUGGCCGCUGAGCAGCGAGCCAACCGUAACGAGAUUGGCAAUGGCGAACCCCACGUCGGUGGCCCUCAACGCCGAAGAAGGGCGCGGCGUGCUGCUGCCGACUUCGCUGUAGAACACGCGGCUGGUGGACCAGCUGACAACGCCGCGGCGGCUGAUGCUGCGGUUGAACGAGCUGCGGCCCCCGGUAAUGCUGGUCAAAUACGAGGAGUCGGAGCGGGCGCUGACGACGUGCUUGAAAACAACAGAGGCGUUAUGGGGGUGGCCGCCGUGGCAAUAAGGGAGGGUGCAGCUGAAGGCGCUGCAGCCGGUCGUGGUGGGGAGAAUUGGCGUGGACUCGAUUUGCAUGCCGUUGCCAGACAAGCCGGACUGGUCAAUAAUCCUGACGACGACGAUCAGGGCCAAUGGAACGCUGAAUGGGAGCGUGGAGGCGAAGAUAUUACAUGGCAGCGGCUUCUUGGCUUGGAUGGGUCUCUCGUAUUCCUAGAGCAUAUGUUUUGGGUUUUGUCGCUUAAUACUUUGUUCAUGUUUCUUUUUGCUCUAGUUCCUUUUUACUUUGGCGAGUGGCUUGCCGCUCUUAUAGGCAUCACACAGCACAUUGAAGAAUUCGAGUUCCGAGGACCUCUAGUUACUUUUAUCGGCUACAUUGUUACAGCUUUUAUCCUGAUGACUUUGUACACUCUGUGCCAAGGAGUCCGUUUUCGCAGGGCACGUCGAAUUGUUGGGCUGUGUUAUCUUAUCAUUAAGGUGUCGUUGUUGGCAAUAGCAGAAAUUGGCCUGUUCCCAAUGAUGUGCGGAGCCUGGCUAAACAUUUGCUCGAUGGAACUGUUCGGAAACUCGCUUCCGUUGCUUCAUGCUCACCUAAAGGCUGCGCCGGCGACGAACGCAUUCCUUCAUUGGUUAAUCGGGAUGAUCUUUAUUUACUACUUUGCGUUCUUCGUACUUCUUUUACGGGAGGUCCUGCGUCCGGGUGUCCUUUGGUUCUUACAAAAUAUCAACGAUCCUGAUUUUCAUCCAAUUCAGGAAAUGAUCCAAAUGUCAGUCAUGCUUCACGUGCGGCGGUUCGUGGCUUCUUUGGUAAUCUUUGGUUCUGCUAUUCUCCUCAUGGUUUGGUUGCCUUUGAGGAUAAUGAAGAGGCUCACGCCAUCGUUGAUACCCUACAAUGUGUCAAUGCAAACAGCCGAUAUGCCGACAACCGAGAUAUCCAUGGAGCUCAUGAUACUACAGGUUGUCCUCCCGGCCCUUCUGGAGCAGGGUCAUACGAAGCAGUUCGUCAAAUGGUGCGUCAAGCUUUGGUGUCGUGGCGUGUCUUCGAUACUUGGCAUUAGAAGCUAUUUGCUUGGGGAACCGAAUGGCAACGGCGAAAGACGCGAUGGUGGAGGAGACGCAGGAGUCGCUCAGGAGAAUGAACGGGAAGAAAACGUCCAGCAACAGCCAAGGGAACUGGCGGCGGUGCACCAGGCGCUCGUCAAUGCGCAUGUGCCUUCGCCGAACGUGCCCUACGUGCGCAGUUCAUAUUUUCCUCUCAGGAUUGCCGGAUUACUUUUUUGCAUUUGUGUAACGUUGACACUUGUCAGCGUAACAGUUCUGGUGGCUCCCGUAUCUGUCGGCCGAUGGGUGAUGUCCAUCGCCAUACCGAAUACGCGUUUACAUGAAUUCUACACGGUGGGCGCAGGGCUGUAUGUCUGUUGGUUAGCAAUUCGCGGUGUAUCGUUGGCACGAAGUUGGCUUCCCAGAGGGUGGUCUUCAAUAUAUCAGUCGCUGUUAAGCUCGGCUCUCGUUGGGCUCAAAGCCCUUACCGUAGCCAUGCUGCUUCUUGGACUCGUGCCACUACUUAUCGGAAUCCAUUUCGACCUCAUCAUCGUCAUCCCACUUCGAGUUCCUGUAGACGCCAGCCCAGUUAUGUAUCUUUUCCAUGACUGGGCGCUAGGUGUGCUCCACACAAAAAUCAUCGGAGCACUCACUCUCAUGGGCCCUAACUGGUGGCUUAAGGCUGCGCUUGAUCAGGUGUAUCAAGACGGCGUGCGGAAUAUGAAUCUUACACGAAUUGUCCGAGAUAUUGUUCUUCCGUGUGUUGCUAUCCUUGGCCUGUCGCUUAGCCUUCCAUACAUCUUUGUGUACUCAGUGCUCGCGCGAUUCGUCUCUGACGCCACUCUGCACCUGUCUGUGAGGAGAAUCUAUCCAGCGUUACUAUUUGGCAGCCUGCUUGCGUGGUAUGCUAUGUUCCAAUGGCGCCAGUUUCGCAGGUUGUAUGAGCAUAUCAAAAACGACAAGUACCUAGUUGGUCGAAGGCUGGUUAACUAUGAGCGACAGCAGCAACAACAGCAGCAGCAGCAACAACAACAACAACAAUAGCAGCAGCAUGCAACGUAAAAUGUUUUAGUUAAUAAUAAUUACAAAAAAAAAAAAAGAAACAAAAAAGGGAAUGCAAAAGAGAGUGAAGCUGCAAUUAUGAUUGAUAUUAAAAAUCGGAAGUAGCAGGAACUAAAAAGAUAGAUUAUGUAAAUGUAUGGCAAACCAAGCUGGCAAUAGGGGAGGAACGCUCAGCAAGAAAAAAGAACUCUCGUGCAGUAGGGCAACUAGAAGAGAGAUCUCAGCUUCUAAGAGGAAAGUAAAGAAAGAGAGAGGCAAGUAAAAAUUGAGACAAAGAUAGAUCCUAUGUGACAAUUGGGUUGCUGCCAUGGUGAUUGCGUCUGGUCAAAGAUACAUGCAUACAAAUUCGUAUAGGCACGAACUGCAACGAACGGAAAGACGACGGUAACGACGACAAUGGUAAACUCAACGAGUUAACGGUCAUUGGAAGCUGUUAGCGGCUACUGUACGCGUCAUUGAGGGUCACCAGUUGGUGCCUGAUGGGCCUAAUAAAAGGAAGAGGGGCCAGGGAGAAGAAAGUAACGUGGGGCAAGCGAGUCUCAUACGCAGGACCUAAUGGACAAUGUUCUAGAGAUGGUUUUUAGGUAGAUAUAUACAUAUAGGGUAGCAAUAGUUAUUAAGCGUAAAGUGAUGGACAGAAAAGGGCAACGACAGGAUAUGGAGUUUCUGUUGAUAGUAUACUUAUCGUAUUGUAUAUGUAUAGGAGGUGUCAUUAAGGGACACGUUAGAGACUUUCACAACAUAACGGGGGAAAGCGAGGGGGAGAAGCAACAUAAGAAUUAACAGUGGCAUAAUGAAAGUCCGGUAAGAUUCUUCAUAAUGGAUAUCUACAUGAUGGUACGAUAGUGUUAGAUAAGUUUUUUUGGAAACUACUCUUGCUUGAUACUGCAUGUGACAUACGGCAAAAAUAAUUUACAGAAGCCGAAUUAUCAAUACCCGUGGAGAAGUAUUGACAGUGAUGGUUAUGGCGGUGGAUGGGUAGGUAAUUCGUAUGAUGAUGAUAAUAUUGGAAAUGAUAUCGGUAAAUGACGAUGUAUCCUUUUGUCUUAUUUACUGAACGAAGGUGAGGUUACAGUGAUGCACCGAAAUAUACUAGCGGUCCUCUACCCGGUCGUAUCUUUGGGGAAAAUGUGCAAAACGAAUAGACGACAAGUCGAAAGCCCCAAUGUACGAAUAGAGGGAUGGGGCGGCGAGUGUGAUAAACAACAAAAAUAUCAUAGAAAAAAAUCUACGACCUUAGCAAAAUAUGAACGGCGUUCAUGUAGAAAAUAUAAACAAGAUACAAUAAAAUGGAAAAAACAGAUGACCAGAAUGGCCUAAUGUGUGACAGAAGUCAAUUGAAUCCCCCUAUUGGGGUGAUGUCAACAGGUAAGCGCCAUUGAGAAGUUGUAAUAAAUCUGCAUGAAGCGGCACGAAAAGUGUAAACAAAGCAAAAUUAGGUGAGUCAAGAUGUUCGAUAAGCAUCUGAUCUUCGAUUUCACAUAUGGUCUGUGUCGUUGAUGAUUCCGCCAUUAAUGAAGUGUGUACGGAUCAAACCUAAGCACAUUCUUUCUGUCCACUUCUUUCUAUAGCAAACAUGAUGGCUGCAGUAAAACGAUUUGUUGUAAACAUUAUUUGUCUAUAUUCUGGCGUGAAGUACGAUAUAAAAUAUAUAUCCAUUUUC
Molecule: messenger RNA, 4797 nt
Organism: Varroa destructor (honeybee mite)
Lineage: Eukaryota; Metazoa; Arthropoda; Arachnida; Mesostigmata; Varroidae
Product: E3 ubiquitin-protein ligase MARCHF6
Biological process (GO): ERAD pathway
Cellular component (GO): endoplasmic reticulum membrane
Molecular function (GO): zinc ion binding
Source: RefSeq, a predicted model, not a curated record